GAUUGUUUUUUUUUCCCUCUUCCUUCUCCGGCGAAGUGGCGUUAUUGAACAGAGUCAUGGCCAUGAAAGCUCCCGAUUCCGGCGGAUCUGGGGAAAUUCUUCCAAUUACUCUCUCUCUUUCCGAAACUACGUCUGGAGUUGCCGCAGCUUUGCAGUCGCCUCAACCGCCGUCUUCUUCUUCCGAUAUCGAUACUAUCUACGUACCUAGCUACUCCCGUUGGUUUUCGUGGACGGACAUCAACGGAUGCGAGGUCCGUUCAUUGCCGGAAUUCUUCGAUUCGAGAUCUUCGUCCAAAAACCCUAAGUUUUACCUCUACUUAAGGAAUUCGAUUAUUAAGCAGUACAGAGACGAACAUCCUCGGAAGAUUAGCUUCACUGACGUUCGGAGAACUCUCGUCAGUGAUGUUGUCUCUAUUCGUCGCGUAUUUGAUUUUCUCGAUUCAUGGGGGCUUAUCAACUAUACUAGCUCCGCCUCUGCUAAGCCGCUCAAGUGGGACGAAAAGGAGGCCGGAAAAUCCGUCGGAGAUGCUGCUUCUGAGCCAUCCACAACUGUCAAAGAAACUGCCAAGAGAAUCUGCAAUGGCUGCAAAUCAAUUUGCAGCAUAGCUUGUUUCGCCUGUGAUAAGUAUGACUUGACAUUGUGUGCGAGGUGCUAUGUCCGUAGUAACUAUCGUGUUGGUAUUAACUCCUCGGAGUUUAAGCGAGUUGAGAUUAGUGAGGAGUCAAAGAUACAGUGGUCUGAAAAGGAAAUUCUGCUUCUGCUGGAAGCUGUUAUGCACUAUGGAGAUGAUUGGAAGAAGGUUGCACCGCAUGUCACUGGUAGAACCGAGAAGGAUUGUGUUUCUCAGUUUGUCAAGCUUCCGUUUGGGGAACAGUUUGUAAAAGAGUCUGACUUUGAGGAUGGUUUAGAGGCGUUUGAUCAGAUCAAGGGCUCUGCUAUUCCUGAAUCUGAAGGAAUAGAUAAAGACGGUUCUUCUCCCAAUAAGCGGAUGAAAUUAACGCCUCUUGCAGAUGCAAGCAACCCAAUAAUGGCUCAGGCUGCUUUUCUUUCAGCUUUGGCUGGCACAAAAGUUGCAGAAGCAGCAGCUCGAGCGGCAGUGACAGCUUUAUCUGAUGUAGACGAGGCUGACAAAAACGCCAGUGGAGACCCAAAUCGACAAGAAACCAAUGCUGCACCGAGCGGUGAAACCACUAGAAACGACUCUGAAAGAGCUUGGGCAGAUGCGAAGUCUUUGAUCGAGAAGGAAGAGCAGGAGGUAGAAGUAGCAAUCAAAGAGACUGUUGAAGUUGAGAUGAAGAAGAUCCGAGAUAGGAUUGUACAUUUUGAGAAAUUGGAUUUGGAAAUGGAGAGAAGCCGGAAACAAUUGGAGGAGAUGAAGAAUCUGCUUUUCGUUGAUCAAUUAAACAUUUUCUUCCACACAAGAAAAGCCCGGACAUCUGAAGAUAGAGUAGAGUGUUAGAACACACUUAAAUUUGAAACUGUUAUUUCUUCUUUGAGUAUUGUCUUGUUAAGAAGAUGACUUGUAUGGUAGUGUACUUGAGAUGUGUUGGUGACAAAAUGAGAUGAGAUCGAAUUGGUAUAAAUAAGGGUGGGUGCG
This is a messenger RNA of Arabidopsis arenosa, 1598 nucleotides long. The record is from the annotation of a GenBank genome assembly. Lineage: Eukaryota; Viridiplantae; Streptophyta; Magnoliopsida; Brassicales; Brassicaceae.